AUGUAUAUAUAUAUACAUAUGUGCGUGCGUAUGCGUUGAGCGUACGUUUGGUUUGACAUUCGUUUCACAUUGCGUUUCAAAGCUGCCAGUUGUGACCACUUUGGUUGAUUUUCGGGAAAAUGCGGCUUUCCCGUUUUUUCACAGAUCCCCGUCGACUCGGCGCUUAAAGUAUACCGAUCGUUUCUGGAAUCAGACAUCAGUAGUCGUUACUAACAAGCACACAAAAUGCGUAGCAGAAGCAACUCUGGCGUCCGUUUGGACUAUUACCAACGGAUUGUCCACAAAAUAAUCAUGAAUUAUCAGAAUCCUGUUACUGGACUCUUUCCCGCAAGUGCUGACAACGACCAUGCCUGGAUACGGGAUAAUAUUUACUGUAUACUCGCUGUCUGGGGUCUAUCGAUGGCCUAUAAAAAGAUAGCCGACGCUGACGAGGAUAGAGCAAAAACUUACGAACUCGAGCAGAGCUGUGUCAAGUUAAUGAGGGGUCUCCUGAUGGCAAUGAUGCAGCAGAAGGAGAAAGUGGAAAAGUUCAAGUCUACUCAAAAUCCACACGAUGCCCUGCAUGCAAAGUACAGCUCUACCAAUGGCCAAACCGUGGUUGGGGAUACCGAGUGGGGACAUCUUCAAAUUGACGCGAUUUCUCUAUAUCUUUUGAUUCUGGCCCAAAUGACAGCCUCUGGCUUGCAGAUUGUUUUCAACUUGGAUGAGGUGGCUUUUAUUCAGAACUUGGUAUUUUACAUCGAAUCUGCCUAUUGCACUCCGGACUACGGUAUUUGGGAAAGAGGGGAUAAAACGAAUCACGGUUUGCCGGAAUUGAAUGCAAGUAGUAUCGGAAUGGCCAAAGCCGCGAUGGAGGCAAUGAACGAAUUGGAUCUGUUCGGCGCAAGAGGUGGACCUACGUCGGUUAUUCACGUUCUGGCCGACGAGGCGCAGAAGUGUCAGGCAGUGCUGCAAUCCAUGCUGCCCAGAGAGUCGAACUCCAAAGAGUUGGACAGUGGUUUGCUGUCGAUCAUAAGUUUCCCUGCGUUUGCAGUGGAUGAGCCUAAUUUAAUUCACGAGACACGCGAGGCCAUUAUCAAAAAAUUGCAAGGACGAUACGGUUGUAAAAGAUUUUUAAGAGAUGGAUAUAAAACGCCAAAGGAGGAUAUGAAUAGAUUGUAUUAUGAACCAUGGGAGCUCCGUAUGUUUGAGAACAUUGAAUGCGAGUGGCCGUUGUUCUUCUGUUAUUUAAUAUUGGAUUACUGCUUCCAAGGUAAUAAAGAAGCAGUUGAGACGUGCACCAGACAGUUGGAGGAAGUAAUGAUUAAAGGGGAAGAUGGUAUGAAAUUGGUGCCUGAAUUAUACUCGGUCGCACCUGAGAAUGUAUCAGCGGAGUAUGCUGAGCCCGGUAGUCAAACUCGAAUAGCUUUAGGCAGAUGUCCAUUUAAGUGGGCGCAAUCUCUUUAUAUUCUAGGAAAAUUGCUGCAAGAGGGAUUUCUCGCGGUUGGCGAGUUAGAUCCCUUAAAUAGACGAUUAUGUAGCGAGAAAAAGCCGGAUGUUGUAGUACAAGUAGUUAUCUUGGCAGAAGACACAGAAAUCAGGGAAAAAAUUGCGCAGCACGAUAUUCAUGUACAAACAAUUGCCGAGGUUUCACCGAUUGAAGUACAACCUGCAAAAGUUCUCAGUCAUUUGUACACGUAUUUAGGACGCAACAAAAAAUUGGGACUGUCCGGGCGUAAGUCAAGGGACGUAGGAAUUCUCAGCACUAGUAAACUGUAUUCCUUACACGAUAAGAUAUUCGCGUUCACGCCGCAGUUGACAGAUAUGACCCGCUUCUACAUCGCAUCGGACUAUGAGCUCAUGAUUGACAUAUUCAAAGGUGAAAUUAAUUUCUUGAAGUCUAGUUGGCAGAAUAUGUUGGGCCGGCCUCUCGUGGUCAUGCCCCUCAAGAAUAUUCAUCUAGAUCAAGGUAAAAUACCGUUAGCUAUGAUAACUACCUUGAAAAAACUUAAAAGCGGCUACAUCAACGGUACUAGAGUAUCAUUGGGAAACUUGAACGAAUUCUUAAGCACGUCGUGUAUCACGAAUCUUAGUUUCUUGGGAAGUUCCGAGGAUGGCCGUCCUGAUAAACUAAAUCCUCAGCUUCAACAAUAUUUGGAGGAACAUUUAAUGCGGCCGUUCCCUCAUCGUACAGGACUUCUUAAUAAACACGGUCCAAUACGUACAGCAAAAAAUCUGCGGCGCAGGAUGUCCGUGAAAGGCGCGAUAAAAAAAACGCGAUCCAUAGCUGUCGAACCUGAAAUUCUUGGAAUGGCAGGGGAAGACCGUAGGCAUUCUACUAUUUUAAUUGCAAAUCCAUUUAUUGAAGUGACGGAUACCACCUUGUCUCUGAACGCGACUCAACCAGUGGCGAUUGAACGCACACCAUCUCCAACAGACGAGCUAUUAUCGUGGAAAAAUUCUCCCAAAACCAAACAUAGAACAAUAUCUGAGACCCAGUAUGCCGAGACUGAAGUGGAGGAAUUGCUGUCUAUGCUGCGCGAAACGGAAAGUCUUGAAGAACAAGGAGAUAUUUUGCAAUAUAUUGUGGACUCGAAGGGAUUACUUUUCGACACGGGUGUACUAGAAGAGGGACAUCCCGUUCUGGUGAAGGAUUUGCUAAAGAGUCUCUACGAGAAAGCUUGUCAACAGAAAAUGUGGGGUAUCGUGCGACACAGCGCGGGUAUGCUGGGCAAAAGAGUGGAGGAUUUAGCGAAGGCGGUUACCGAUCUACUGGUGCGACAGAAGCAAGUUACGGUUGGCAUGCCACCGAGCAACGAGCAUACGAUAGUCGCGCCUCUACCAGAGAACGAACUGCGAGCUCUGAUUCAUCAGGCAUACGGUGACGACGAGUCGACUGCUAUGUUGACACAAGAACUGCUCGUUUAUCUGGCGAUGUUUAUCAGAACGGAGCCGCAACUGUUCCACGAGAUGCUGAGACUGCGCGUCGGCCUCAUCAUACAAGUUAUGGCGACGGAACUGUCACGAACAUUAAUCUGCACCGGUGAAGAAGCUUCCGAGCACUUGCUAAAUCUGUCCCCUUUUGAGAUGAAAAAUUUGCUGCAUCACAUUAUGAGCGGAAAAGAAUUUGCUAUUAGUAGCGUUGGCCGUGGCAACUUUUCCGUCAUUAGCUGCAAAUCAAAUAGAGUCAGCAAGAAAUCUCAAAUUGGUGGUUUCUUAAGCGCUGAUCAGAAUGUUGAUAAUGAGGCAGAAGCAGAUCGGCAGGGUCAGUGGUUGCGAAGGCGACGAUUAGACGGUGCGUUAAACAGAGUACCGAGAGAUUUCUACCCGCGUGUGUGGCAAGUACUCGAAAAGUGUCACGGUUUAGCUAUCGAAGGAAGAGUACUGCCUCAAAAUCUCACGCAGGAAAUGACAUCUGGCGAGUUGAAAUUUGCAUUAGCUGUAGAAACCGUUUUGAACACUAUACCUCAGCCGGAAUAUCGUCAACUUGUCGUUGAGGCUUUAAUGGUUUUAACAUUAGUGACUGAAUACAACAUUGCACCAUCUUUAGGCGGUCUAAUCGAGGUUGAACAUUUAGUACAUAAAGCGAACGCUAUUUUCUUGGAAGAUCAGAUGGCUAUCGAUGGUGACGCGACGUUAUGUUGUGCAAAACCAAAGGAGCAGCGUGAGAUGACAGCCAUGGGAACACUUCUCUGUGGCGGAGCUGCAUACAUUUGUCAACAUUUUUACGAUACUGCUCCCAGUGGAAGUUACGGAACGAUGACGUAUAUUACAAGAGCCGUCGCCGUGACGCUUGAUUGUCUACCAAAGGAAGGCGAUUUGGAAUGUUCAAUAUCGUAAUAAGUGUAAUUUUAGAAAAGAAAGAUCUACUAUAUUAUGAAUUAUGGCAGAAAGGUUACCAAAAUAAAUAUUUUGAACAAA
This is a messenger RNA of Wasmannia auropunctata (little fire ant), 3900 nucleotides long. Its product is annotated as probable phosphorylase b kinase regulatory subunit alpha. Gene Ontology annotation, cellular component: phosphorylase kinase complex. Lineage: Eukaryota; Metazoa; Arthropoda; Insecta; Hymenoptera; Formicidae. The record is from RefSeq and is a predicted model, not a curated record. Gene Ontology annotation, molecular function: calmodulin binding. The transcript has 15 exons. The coding region runs from base 226 to 3819 and encodes 1197 amino acids. Gene Ontology annotation, biological process: glycogen metabolic process.